AUUUAUAUCCGUGGUUUACCCUUUUUGUGUCUCUGUGUCUCUGAGCUCUACAAUUAGCCAUCGGUAGAUUUGAUAGAGGAAUUGAAUUUCCGCAUACACUUUCUUACAAAUCGGAAUCCCCUCCGCCGCUGCCACCGUAGAUUCUGAAAUUGUUGGAUCUUGUUGCAGGAACCAUGCCAAAGGUGAAGACAAACCGAGUAAAGAUACCAGAGGGGUGGGAGCUGAUUGAACCGACUCUUCGUGAACUACAAGCAAAGAUGAGAGAAGCUGAGAAUGACCCACAUGAUGGUAAAAGGAAAUGUGAGGCCCUGUGGCCUAUUUUCAAAAUAGCCCAUCAGAAGAGUAGAUAUAUAUAUGAUCUCUAUCACAGGAGGAAGGAAAUCUCCAAGGAAUUAUAUGAGUUCUGCUUGGAUCAGGGUUAUGCAGACCGUAACUUAAUCGCAAAGUGGAAAAAGCCUGGUUAUGAAAGGCUUUGUUGCCUGAGGUGCAUGCAGCCUCGAGACCAUAACUUUCAAACUACUUGCGUCUGCCGAGUCCCAAAGCACUUACGUGAGGAAAAGGUUAUUGAAUGUGUGCACUGUGGCUGUAAUGGCUGUGCAAGCGGGGAUUAAGGACUGCAGAGCCAAAACUGAAUCAACGAGCACAACUCAUUUGUACUGAAGUUUUCAGGCACAGCAUUUCUAAACUCUUGUUUAUGCUUAAACUUGAAAACAUGUUCACUUUUUCUGUUUUCAUUUGACAUUGUGGCGAUGUAAUGAAAGUAUAUUAUCUGAUUAA
Molecule: messenger RNA, 777 nt
Organism: Salvia hispanica
Lineage: Eukaryota; Viridiplantae; Streptophyta; Magnoliopsida; Lamiales; Lamiaceae
Product: protein BUD31 homolog 2
Biological process (GO): mRNA splicing, via spliceosome
Cellular component (GO): spliceosomal complex; nucleus
Source: RefSeq, a predicted model, not a curated record